Durotheca rogersii is the source of this 1881-nucleotide messenger RNA. Its product is annotated as myosin-like coiled-coil protein-domain-containing protein. Lineage: Eukaryota; Fungi; Ascomycota; Sordariomycetes; Xylariales; Xylariaceae. The coding region runs from base 242 to 1699 and encodes 485 amino acids. Gene Ontology annotation, molecular function: syntaxin binding. The transcript has 6 exons. The record is from RefSeq and is a predicted model, not a curated record.
AAGUAACCAACACUAAAACGCCGCGCUUCAAUCUCAACCCUCGCAAAAGUCUUUAUUGAUCUUCCACUCCAAACAUCCCCAUAACUUGACUAUCUACGAGAAGAACCCAGGCCGGAAAAAAGAGGGCUCACUCCAGAAUUUCUUCCCCGCCAACCAUCCCGUGUAGCAUCCAGCGUCUUAUUGCAGAAACCACGCCAAUGCCCGACAAUCUUAAUCGCUGUAUAUGUAUAGACGAUAGACAAUGGCGACUACGAACCAUCGUGCACCACCGGCUGCCCCCGCUCCUCUCGGCUCCGCUUCGACCGCUAACGGAGCCUCGGUUCAUCACGCCCAAGAUGACUCCCUCCCGAACGGUCACCACACUCCCGCGCAAGAACCCAGACCGGCCCCGACCCCGACGCUUGUCGCGGCCCCCUAUGCGGCCUCUAAGAAGGGAAAGGGCAAGAAGGCCCUCGACUCGAACGAAGCGUCGAAACUCGUCGCCGCCAGGAUCUCCCAGCUGGAGGUUGAUACAGCUGCCGAGAAGGAGCAGGAAGCGGAAAUUGAUCGAGAAGUACGCAAGGCGAAUCGCGAGCUCAACCAUCAAAUGAACAAGAUGAACGACCUGGAGAAAAUAGACCUUUUGACUAAGAGGUCAUCGGAGCUGUUCGCCAGCAUGAAGCGCCUGGAGCGCGAAAACAUUAAGAACAAGAAACGCGCAGACCAGUUGCAGAAGGAGAAGGAUUCUAGUCGUACCGACCUGAGUAAGCAGAUAAGCCUCAAGGAAAAGCUGGAAAAGCUCUGCCGCGAGCUGCAAAAAGAGAAUAACAAGCUGAAGAACGAGCACCGCGCCUUGAACGACACUCACGAUCGACUUAAGGUUUCGUCUGACGAACGUUUUAAGAAGGUUCUCGAAACCUUAGAGGGUUACCAAGAGGAGAAGGACAAUCCGCGAAAGCAGGUGGUGUAUAUGAAGGUUGAGGAAUUGUUCAAGGCCCGCUUCAAAUCCCUUAUCGAUCAAUACGAACUCCGGGAGCUUCAUUUUCAUUCUGCUAUGCGAACCAAAGAGAUCGAGGUGCAGUGGAAUAUGGCCCGUUACGAGCAGCAGAAGAAGACUGCGGAGGCAGAGGCUAGCCGUGCGCGCCAGCUCAAUAGCCAAGUCUUAACGUUCUCCAAGACAGAGACCGAGCUACGAAACCAGCUCAAUGUUUACGUGGAAAAAUUCAAGCAGGUCGAGGAUACCCUGAACAAUAGCAACGACCUGUUCCUAACCUUUCGUAAGGAGAUGGAGGACAUGUCUAAGAAGACUAAGAAGCUCGAGAAAGAGAACGAUGCUUACAAGCGCAAAGAAGGUGCCCUCAACCAGAACAUCCUGAAGAUGGCCGAGGAACGGAACAGACACCUUAAAGAUCUCGAGGAUAUCAAGAAGAAAAACGACAAACUCACGAGUAUCAUCAACCAGAUGCAGCAGCAGGGCCGUGGCAUACCCCAUGGCAUGCAGGGCACGGUGGAGAGUUGCUACGCCGAGGGAGGAGAGGGUGAGGAGGAUGGUGAGCUGGAGGACGGCGAUGAGGAGAGCGAAUACGAAUACGACGACGAAGGAGACGAAGAGGUCAGUGAGGAAGGCGAAUUCGAUGACGACACGGAAGAGGAACUCAUGCCGCAAGUGCCUGGCGCUUACGGCCCGGAACGCCCGCCUGCUAUGAACGGACAUCGCUAGGAAGACGAUAAAACGCCACAGCAGGCCGAGGACAGAGGCGAGGAUGCGCACGAGGGCAGAUCCGAACCUCCGUCGACAGUCCAAACUCUGCUGCAGUGCUUGGCCAUCGUACAACGCUUCGUGCAACGUCGCCCUCCCAUGCAACGUGUUCUUGACCUGGAAGAAUCUCCUAUUGUCGAGCG